AGUGUGUGGCUGCACCAAGGCUCAGCUGCCCCAGCCAUGAGCUGGCACACCUGGUUCCCCUUGCAGYACAUGCCCAAACCCUUCUGGAGAGUGGAGACGCACAACACAAGCAACUUCUUCUCUGCACUGUACGGCUUCCCUAACCAAUCCUUCUUUGAUGGUGACUUGGACCUGGAGGACCUGGGGGACUUUGACAGAGGAGCUAAGUAUGAGGGUGAGUCCCAGAGCCGGACAGUGAAAGCGCUGCUGAUCGUUGCCUACUCUGUGAUCAUCUGCAUCUCACUCUUCGGCAACAUCCUGGUGUGCCACGUGGUGAUCAAGAACAAGAGGAUGCACUCUGCCACCAACCUCUUCAUCGUCAACCUGGCCAUUGCUGAUGUGAUGAUCACCACUCUGAACACCCCCUUCACACUGGUUCGGUUUGUGAGCAGCACCUGGGUUUUUGGAAAGCUGAUGUGUCACGUCAGCCGCUUUGUUCAGUACUGCUCUGUCCACGUGUCUGUGCUGACUCUUGCUGCCAUUGCUCUGGACCGGUACCAGGUGAUCAUGCAUCCUCUUAAGCCACGCAUGUCCAUGGUGAAAGGAGGGAUUUGUGUCAUCAUCAUCUGGGUUAUGGCCAGUUGCUUCUCUCUGCCUCAUGCCAUUUAUCAGACCCUUACAAGGUUUUAUAUUGGAAACCAAACCAUCCGAAUGGUCUGCCUCCCCAGCUUCCCUCCUCCYGCUGAUCUUUUCUGGAAGUAUUUGGACCUGACUACGUUUGUUCUCUUGUAUGUCCUGCCCCUGCUUGUGAUCUCCAUCACAUACACCAUGGUAGCCAAGAAGCUCUGGCUGAGGAACGCCAUCGGGGAYCUCACCAUGGAGCAAUACUAUGCCCAUCAACGGAAGAAAAAGAUGACGCUGAAGAUGCUGAUGGUGGUGGUGGUUGUGUUUGCCCUGUGCUGGUUUCCCUUGAACUGCUACGUGGUGCUCAUCUCCUGCAGGGCCAUCCACAGCAGCAAUGCUCUGUACUUUGCUUUUCACUGGUUUGCCAUGAGCAGCACCUGCUACAACCCGUUCAUCUACUGCUGGCUGAACGAGAGUUUCCGCACGGAGCUCCGGUCYCUGCUGUGCGUGUGCCGGCGCAGGAGCAUGACCCAGGGCCAUGCUCUGCAGGCCAUCUCCCUGCCCUUCCGGCACGCCAAGGCUGAGAACUGCCGSUGCAAAAGAAGCAGCAUCUGCCCAAAGGCACAGACAUCCCCGCAGAGGAACUCUGCAAAGACAGACAUAGCCAGUGUGCAGCCAAUUAUGGCAGAAAGCUGAACCCUUCRUCUGACAGCUGGGCAGCAUCACAUUAUGAUUGCGGAGUCAUGGGGAAAAUGGAUUUGGAAAGGC
Messenger RNA from Malurus melanocephalus (red-backed fairy wren), 1371 nucleotides. RefSeq names its product G-protein coupled receptor 83-like. Gene Ontology annotation, biological process: neuropeptide signaling pathway. Gene Ontology annotation, molecular function: neuropeptide Y receptor activity. The transcript is spliced from 4 exons. Gene Ontology annotation, cellular component: membrane. Bases 37 to 1299 code for a protein of 420 amino acids. The record is from RefSeq and is a predicted model, not a curated record. NCBI's taxonomy places the organism in Eukaryota, Metazoa, Chordata, Aves, Passeriformes, Maluridae.